UCCUCCGGCAACCGCCACGUACGCCGUGCGCAAAUCAAAGAGCAGCCAUCAUUUGGAGUCGGAUUCGGAGACGGAGUUCUAGUUGCAGUGUUGGACUGGGAAGUCGACUAGGGUUAGAAACGGAAUGUCAGUGUGUUCCAAAAGCAUCAAAUAUCCUCGCGAAAAAAAAGAGAAAACAUUUAUCCAUAAAAAUAGGUGUCCCCCCUGCCUCUCUCUUUGAUCUCUCAAUUUCACCUCGUUUCCUCUCAAUCGCCUCCAAUUUCUCCCCAAUUCUCUCAAAACCCAAUUCCCCAAUCCCCUCACUUAGGGCUCCCCCGCCCCCGAUUCAAUCCACCUCCCGCCGCCGCCAACCGCAGGUAGAGGCGAAAUCGAGUUGAAUUUUUUUCGGAGUGGGCGAUCGGUGAGUUGAGGAGGUAGGGAGUUGAGAUACUGAUGUUAAGCCCCGGGAGUAAUGUAAGACGGGGUAAUGCAGCACAGUCAUCAGCGAUGCCUCCCUUGCCGCAGUGUUUGCCGUUGGAGCCGAUUAUGUUAGGGAAUCAGAAGUGCACGCGGUCGGGGGAGCUGAGGCGAGUUCUUGGAUUCCCGCUUGGGAGUGCGUCGGAGGACCAUUCUUUUGGAGCUUCGAAUCCUAAGCCUACGCCUUCCGUGGCGACGGAGGAGCUGAAGAGCUUUAAAGAAAGCGUGCAAGAUGCCUCCAGGAAGUCCAGGGACAGAGCAAAAAUGCUGCGGGAAUCCAUAUUCAAAUUGGAUAAGUUUAGAGAUGCUUUGACCUCAAAGAAGCGACAACGGAGUGAUCUUUCAUCAAGUGAGAGGUCGAAUGGAGUAGGUUUAGUGAAACUGGGAAGUCAAAUACCUAAAAAUCCUCAUGGAGUUAUGACUCAAAGACUAGAAGACAGAUCCAAGGGUGCUGGCCUUAGUAAACGCGUUCGUACAUCAGUGGCUGAUGUGCAGGGAGAAGCUAGGUCAGCUGCCACCUCAAGGCAGAAGGUGGUCACAGACAAGGACGAAAACAUGCUUCAUGCUGUUGGUGGGGCUUCUGUUCGGAUUGAAGAAAAGACCCAUGGAUUGCCUUCUGGAGGUGAAGGGUUAGAUCAAAAAACAAAAAAGAAACGGUCUGUGGGAUCAGUGAGCAAUAGGGUUAUGGGUAAUGAACAGGAUGUAACAAGAGCUACUCACCCAAAACUGAAUGGUGAUUCUAAGUUACGAUCUUGUGAUUCUAAUAUUUUCAGCAGAUUAAAAUCCUCUCCUGGAGUUAGCGGAAACAACAAGUCCGACGGGUCUGUAGAAUCUAUGACUUUUAGUACCUCUACAGUACUCAAGAACGGGCUGGAAAGUGCUGCUAUGAAAGACCGUUCAACUGUAUUAGAGCAGAAGGUUGUCUUGAAAGCAAACCAUAGGAUAAAAGUACAAGAGGAUAACUCCACAGGCAGUCCUAGUACUGUGAUAAAGGGAAAGGUCUCCAGGGCACCACGAACAGGUUCCAGCAUGAGUGUAGACUCACCUACUGUUCCUCCUUUAUGUGGAGUUCUUCAGGCCUGGGAGCAGCAUACUAGUCAAAACAAAAUCCAAGCAGCAAGUGGGAUUAAUAAUCAGAAGCACACAAUGCCUAACGGUUCUUCUAUAGCUAUGGCCCAGUGGGUUGGUCAGAGAACACAUAAAACCUCCCGCGCAAGGAGGACAAAUCUAGUCUCUCCUGUAUCAAACAAUGGCGAGGCACAGAUUUGCAAUCAAGGCGUUGCAACUUCUGAUUUCCAUGCUAGAACUUCCUCUGUUGGGACUGGUGGAGCACAACUUGCCAGCAGUUUAGAUAAUCAUACCCCCAAAUUUAAAAAGGAACUUCAGAAUCCUUCGUCUCCUUAUGGGUUGUCUGGAAGUGAAGAACUGGGAGCUGGUGAAAACAAGUGGAGAGAUAAGGGGACAAACAACAGUGACAUUGCCAUAGCCACAGAGCAAAAGGCUGGGGCAUAUUUAUCACCCAUGAAGAGGAGUAAAUUACCAAAUAAUGAAUCAGGAGAUGGUGUGCGAAGACAAGGAAGAAGUGGAAGGGGUCCGACUACAUUGUUGACCAGGCCUGGCAUUCCUCCAAUGAGGGUGAAAUCAGAGAACAUACCAACCAAAAAGCAUCUUGAAGACAUGAAGCCUGUGACUGAUAACAAUAAAAGUAAAAUAGGCCGGCUACCUCCAAAAAAGCAGAAAGAUCGCAAAGCCUUAACUCGUGUUCAGUCAAUAAGUUCAUCAGAUAUUACAGGUGAAUCUGAUGAUGAUCAUGAAGAACUGUAUUUGGCUGCCAAUUCAGCUCGUGAUGCUAAUAGUCUUGCAUGCUCUGGUCCAUUUUGGAAAAAAAUGGAAUCCAUUUUUGGUUCUCUAACCUCAGAGGACAUAUCCUACCUGAAGCGGCAGCUAAGUCUUGCUGAGGAGCUUGAUGAGAGUUUGUCUUGGAUUCUUGGUGAUGAAAAAAAUGUUACGGGUGCUAUUAGGCAUAGAGAAGUGCCUAAUUGUUCAGGGGAAAGACAAGGGAACAAUUUUAAUCAAGACUCUUCGAAGACUGAAUCUUUAUGUGAUAAAUUUGGCAUCAGAAGGUUGGAUAAAGUUACUCCACUAUACCAAAGAGUUCUUUCUGCUUUGAUUCAAGAAGAUGAAAGUGAAGAACUGUACAACCUCAGGGAAGGCAAAAGUAUGCACCUACAGUGUGCAAGUGAUGAUUCUCAUUGUGGUUCAUGUAACCAGAGCGAUGUUGGACCCAAAGAUUGGGACAGAAUGGAAUCAGAAGUUGAGUCGAAAGUGGACAUUCAGAAUCAGAAAAGUUGUUUGUUGGACAGAGUUUCUUUUGAUCUAAGUGGUGGAACUAAUACAUUCAGGAAUAGAAAUCGGGAACAGUGGCACGGAGAUGACGAAUUUUCUCAUUCUGAUGCGGCUCAUACCUAUGAAAUAUAUCCUGGUCAAUUACAACAUAGGGAUGCAAGUACUCCUAGCUAUCCAUCUGAUUUCCAAUAUCAGUCUAUGUGCCUGGAUGAUAAGCUUCUUCUGGAAUUGCAGAGUAUUGGGUUAUAUCCAGAGACACCGCCGGAUCUAACAAGUGGAGAAGAAGUUAUUAAUCAAGAUAUAAUGGAACUCGAGCAAGGACUACAUCAACAGAUUGGGCGGAAGAAGAAAAGCUUAGCAAAAAUUGAUAAAACCAUUCAAAAAGAAGCAUCUGCAGAAAAACGGAGAAUUGAACUAGUUGCAAUGGACCAGCUUAUUGCAAUGGCUUACAGAAAACGAAUGGCAUGCCGUGGGUAUAAUGGUUCAAAAAGCGCUGUCCGCAAGGUUUUGAAACACGUUGCAAUGGCUUUUCUCAAACGCACACUUGCUCAUUGUCGGAAAUUUGAAGAGAGGGGCAUAAGUUGCUUUAAUGAUCCCGCUCUGCAGAAUGUCUUCUUCUCUUUGCCAACAGGCAACAAUCUUGGAAAAUCUGUUGACUGUGUUGGCUCCGGGACUGCUAGUAAUACGUGCAAUGAAGUUCAUCAAACCGAAGUCAGAGGAUCAGUUUCCAGCGGGUUGGGCAGAUAUGAUUCCCACAGUGAUAAUGUUUACAAGGGUUCAUCAGAGGCUCUACACGUUAUCGUUGACUCAUCUGCAGAAGAUUCUUCCAAACAGGGAUCCAUACAGACCUUGAAUAAGGACAAGGGCAAGAAGAGGGAAGUGCUGCUUAGUGAUAUUCUUGGGAGUGCUUCCUCAAGGAUAACUUCAACCGUUGACUCCAAUGAAAUAAAAGAAAAGAGAAGCGAGAGAGAAAAAGACCAGAGUAGAGAUAAUUUGAGAACCAGUGCUCAGGGUGGAGCCGGUGAACGCAAAAUGACAGGGAUGCCCCAGCAGAACAGCAAUAACUUAUCAAGUCACCCAGUGCCUAAUUCGAGUAAUAGAAGAGGGAGAGUAGGGCCACCAUUACCUGGUCAUACUCCUGUACAUUCAUCUAAAGAGCCAGAGGAACCCAUCGAUUAUGCAAAUUUGCAACUAGAUGAAUUUAAUACGAUGGAGGAGUUAGGCCCUUCUCUUGAAAUCAAUGAAAAUCAAGAUCUUGGUUCAUGGCUGAACUUUGAUGACGAUGGACUGCAAGACCAUGACUGCAUUGGUCUUGAAAUACCAAUGGAUGAUCUCACAGGCUUGAGUAUGCUUAUCUAAGAUGGUACUAUCUACCACCCCAUUGCCUGUGGUUGCAGACAAGGAUGUAACUUUCAUAUCAGGCUCGGUGCACACUGAUGAUCUAAUUUGGUUGCUGCAUGUGUCGAAAGUGAUUAGUCUCCACUGCUUGUCAAGAUUUCUGGUCAUGCAGUAGCUUCUGCUGUAGACAAGGAGUCGAUAGUGUAAUUGCUAGAAUUGUAACUGCAAUUGAAGACAGUAUUUGUUACUUGACCAGAGAUGGUCCAAGCUUGAAUUCUGGAGCAUACCCAAGGUUUUAAACAUCUCCGCAAUUGCUGAAACUCUUGUAAUUGUUCAAUGCACCAAUAUUUACCAAACUCCCAGAAUUUGUGUAAGUUUGUUUACAAAAGUAACAUAUAAUCGAAAUUAUUUU
Argentina anserina (silverweed cinquefoil) is the source of this 4552-nucleotide messenger RNA. RefSeq lists its product as uncharacterized. Lineage: Eukaryota; Viridiplantae; Streptophyta; Magnoliopsida; Rosales; Rosaceae. The coding region runs from base 433 to 4161 and encodes 1242 amino acids. The transcript has 16 exons. The record is from RefSeq and is a predicted model, not a curated record.